AUGCAGAACGAAAAGGGACAAGGUGCCAGCCACGCUGUCAACUCCAAGCUACCCCAAGGUGUCCAGGAGAAGGUGCCCGAAUCAGUCGAGCACAAGGUGCCUGAUGCAGCCCACGACACCGGAGCCAAUCCUCAGACAGGCAAGGUCAGCCACGCCACGGGUGACUCCAAGGUACCCCAGACUCUUCAGGAGGGGCUCCCUGAAAAGGUCGAGAAGGUCGUGCCAAACGCGAUUCAUGACACGAGUGGCGCUAAGUUCUCCGAUGGUGCUAUUGGGAAGUGA
Molecule: messenger RNA, 282 nt
Organism: Saxophila tyrrhenica
Lineage: Eukaryota; Fungi; Ascomycota; Dothideomycetes; Mycosphaerellales; Extremaceae
Exons: 4
Coding region: 1-282 (93 amino acids)
Source: RefSeq, a predicted model, not a curated record